Messenger RNA from Camellia sinensis, 940 nucleotides. RefSeq names its product chlorophyll a-b binding protein 6 (gene LHCA1). The record is from RefSeq and is a predicted model, not a curated record. Gene Ontology annotation, cellular component: membrane. Gene Ontology annotation, biological process: photosynthesis, light harvesting. NCBI's taxonomy places the organism in Eukaryota, Viridiplantae, Streptophyta, Magnoliopsida, Ericales, Theaceae.
UUGUAUAGCCUCUUCCUACCUCUCCCACAACCCACAACACCCAUUUCUCUUUCACUCUCCUCUUCAUUAGGCCUUUCUCAGAACCAGCUUCAACUCUGAGCCAUGGCUUCCAAAGCCCUAAUGAGCUGCGGCAUCGCCGCCGUCUGCCCGUCAGUCCUUUCCUCUUCCAAGUCCAAAUUUGCCGCCGCGUUGCGGCUUCCAAGUGGUGGUGCCACCGCUACCUCCCGGUUCACCAUGACGGCUGACUGGAUGCCUGGCGAGCCAAGGCCACCCUAUCUUGACGGCUCCGCACCCGGUGAUUUCGGGUUCGACCCGCUUCGUCUGGGUGAAGUCCCAGAAAACCUUGAAAGAUACAAGGAGUCUGAACUCAUUCACUGCAGAUGGGCUAUGCUUGCUGUUCCAGGGAUCCUAGUUCCAGAGGCCUUGGGAUUGGGCAACUGGGUACAAGCUCAAGAGUGGGCGGCAAUCCCUGGAGGACAAGCCACCUACCUUGGCCAACCUGUCCCAUGGGGCACCCUCCCAAUCAUCUUGGCCAUUGAAUUCCUUGCCAUCUCCUUCGUCGAGCACCAGCGCAGCAUGGAAAAGGACCCUGAGAAGAAGAAGUACCCCGGUGGAGCUUUCGACCCAUUGGGAUACUCCAAAGACCCAGUAAAGUUUGAGGAGAACAAGGUCAAAGAAGUAAAAAAUGGCCGGCUUGCCUUGUUGGCUUUCGUGGGGAUCUGUGUUCAACAGUCCGCUUACCCAGGGACAGGACCGUUGGAGAACCUGGCAACUCACUUGGCUGAUCCAUGGCACAACAACAUUGGCGAUAUCAUUAUCCCUAGAUCAAUUUCUCCAUGAUAAUUUUUACCCAUACCCAUUGUAAAACUCCAUGUAACAGUAUGUAAUGUAGCAAAAUUGCAUAUGUUUGAUGUAUUACUAGGACCUUUCUCUGCUAGUA